AUAGAUAAUUGAGAAGAAGCUUGAAAAGGAACCAAGAGCGAAGAGACACUUACGCAAGGCAAACGCAGCCCUCCUAUAGCUAGCUUUGUCACGAUUCAUGCAUAAGCCUGGUACACAACAAAGAAAAACAAAGAGAGAGAGAGAGAGAGAGAGAGAGAGAGAGAGAGAGCCGAAGAUAGAAUAGGAGGAGGAGAAAAAUUUAUAAAGGGGAAAAAAAAAAAGAAAAAAAAAAAAGGGCUUCGCAGCAAAGGCCAAGGCGAAGAUUAACAGCCGAGAGAGUUGGGGAAUGGGUCUUCUCCUGGUCUUCUUUCCUGAAGAUCACCAGAGUUCCGCCAUUGUUGACAAAAACAAGCUCUUCCAAUCCCCUUCUACCUCCAUGUCAUCCUCUUCCUCUUCUCCUUCUCCUUCUUCUUCCUCUUCUUCUUCUUCUUUUUCUUUGUCAAGGUCUUCUAAUUCUUCCUUUAGAAGAAGUAAUUCCAAUAAUAUGAUCCUAACAAAAGCCCAAUCCACCAUUUCCAUUUGUGCCCUCCUCGUCUUCAUAACCCUCCUCCUCUUCACCCUUUCCACCUUCGAACCCACCACAACAAGAGUUCACCAUCCCUCUUCCAGAAGAUCUCUAUCCCAGAACCCGCCAGAUUUAAUCAACGAUUCCGACCCGAAAUUCCGGCCCAAUCCCAAAAUCAACACCCCCAAUUACCAUGGUAAUCCUCUGCUUUUUUCUUCUUCUUCGUCCUCUUGGUACGCCAAAAUGUGGAAGCAGAAAACAGGGGAUUCGAAGGAGAAGAGUAAUAAUCUCAAUCUUCCACAGAGUGCUUUGCAAGGAAUGGGGACUCUGUAUCGAAGAGGUACCAGAGCCAUGAGCGAUCUUGUUGUGGGUCACGUGGGUGAGGAUGUUAAUGAGGAUGAGAUUCGUUUAUUCAUGAGAUUCUUGCUUAGGUCCGGUCUCGCUGCCAAAGCCGACGUCGUUUUGAUUUCAGAUUCUUCGUCCAGAUUUGGUUCGGUAAUUCGAGAAGAGAACGAGUCGUUCUUGAGGCUUAUUGUUCAUCAUAAGCAAUUGAACAGAACCACCACCGGUCGUCGAAGGCGGACCAUUUCGGGUUUCGAUGCGACUCAGUUUUUGAAAAAGAUCGGAAAGAAGGAGGUUGGAGAGCCUUUGUGGGGGAAGAGAUAUCGGAGCAAUUAUAAUUACUCGGAUCGUGGAGAGGAUGAGAGCGAGUUGACUUGGUUCAGUUAUGGAUCGGUGUUGGGUUUUGAGACCUCGGAGCUUGAUCCUGAGAACACGCUUUCCGGGUUCUUAGACCACGUCUCAUUGGGUUUGCGGAGAUGGGCUUGUUAUCCAAUGCUACUCGGCCGAGUUCGACGCAAUUUCAAGCAUAUAAUGUUGGUGGACGUGAAAAACUUGGUGGUUUUGGGUGACCCAGGUGGGCGGGUCAGGAAUCUGAGUCCUGAGUCAGUUCUUGUAUUCAAAAAGUUAGAAACCGUGUCUGGCAAGCAUGGGAAAAAGAACCCGGAUAAAUCUCAGUCCCAUUACCCGGUCAACUCGGCCAUUAUCGCCGGUGGAGCUCGGGGAAUUCGACGGUUGUCGAAUGCCGUAUUAACGGAAAUCGUUCGAGCUGCUAUGCAACACAAGAAGAAGAGCACCGUCACUGAGUCGGAAAUUUUAAACCAACUCGUCAGCAGCGAGUUCAUGGCCAAGAACAUAAAGUUUAUCAAGUCCACUGAGUCAAUCCCGGACUCGAGUUCACUCACUGGACUCGGCACGAACUUAGAUGCUUCCUUGUCUUUAUCAGAAUAUCCUGUUAUUCAACGUGGUAAUAGUAAUCACGAUAUUAAUUCUAUUAUUAUGAAGCAAUUAUGUUCGUCCGAAGUAGAUUCUUCUAUCUAUAGGGAUUGUUAGCAAACCAUAGAAUAAGGGGGGGUAAAUAGAAAUUUCAAUAAGAUAAGUUAUAAGAUUUUUGUUCUUUAUAUUGUUUCUUAUCCUCCCAGUUUUUGUUCUGACAUGUAUAGAAUAUUUCAAAUAUAAAUAUGUGUUCUUAUUUA
Ziziphus jujuba (common jujube) is the source of this 2040-nucleotide messenger RNA. RefSeq lists its product as uncharacterized. The transcript has a single exon. Bases 287 to 1897 code for a protein of 536 amino acids. The record is from RefSeq and is a predicted model, not a curated record. NCBI's taxonomy places the organism in Eukaryota, Viridiplantae, Streptophyta, Magnoliopsida, Rosales, Rhamnaceae.